AUUUUGCCAGACCAACAGGGACAGCUCCGAGGUUGACUCACCAGAACGUUUCUGGCAACAAACUCCCAAGGCUGCUGAAUCUUGCGACGACUGGAGCUUGAGUCUGCUAGGUUCGGGUGUCUAACCAGCAUCGAGAUCAUUUAACUCCUCCUCCCGUUGCGACCUCAUUCCUGCAACACAAACGUCGACGACAGCAACCAAAUCGGGCAACCGAUCAAGGACCAACCAUGGCGGACGGCGUUGCAGAUGCUGCCGCCAAGCUGCAACUCGGCGAUGCGCCAACUGAAAACGGUGCAAAGCUUCAGCUCGACGAGGAGACGGGCGAGUGGGUCUCCAAAGGAGAGCUGAAGAAGCGCCUGGCGAAGCGCGCAAAGAAAGCCCUGAAGGAGAAGAACAAGGACGCGAAGGACACUACUGCCGCCGCCAAGGUUGCCCAGGACGGAGCCGCACCGAAGAAGACAAAGGAGAAGACAGAGGAUGGCCCUAUCGACCCCGAUGCCAUGUUCAAGCAAGGUUUCUUGGCCGACGUAUACAACGAGCGUCCCGAAAAAGAGGUGUUUACGCGGUUUCCUCCCGAACCCAAUGGGUUUCUCCAUAUCGGCCACGCCAAGGCCAUUGCCGUCAACUUCGGCUUUGCAAGAUAUCACGGUGGCAAGUGCUAUUUGAGGUUCGACGACACCAAUCCCGAGGCCGAGGAAGAAGUCUACUUCACGGCGAUCGAGGAGAUGGUCCGCUGGCUCGGCUUCGAACCAUACAAGAUCACAUACUCGAGCGACAACUUUGACAGGCUUUACGAGCUCGCCGAGAAGCUCAUCAACAUGGGCAAGGCCUACGUCUGCCAUUGCGGGGAUGAGGAGAUCAAGCUUCAGCGCGGUGGCGAAAAGGGGACGAGCCCGCGCUAUCGGUGCAAGCACGCCGAGCAGUCGCCGGAAGAGAACCUCCAAAAGUUCCGCGACAUGCGCGACGGCAAGUACAAGCCGAAGGAGGCUUUCUUGCGGAUGAAGCAGGACAUCACAGACGGAAACCCCCAGAUGUGGGACCUUGCCGCUUAUCGUGUGUUAGACAAGCCCCAUCACAGAACCGGCACGAAGUGGAAGAUCUAUCCCACCUACGACUUCACGCACUGCUUGUGCGAUAGCUUCGAGGGCAUUACCCACUCGCUCUGCACGGUCGAAUUCUUCCUAAGCAGAACCUCGUAUGAAUGGCUGAACAAGCAGCUCGUAGAGUUCCAGCCCAUGCAAAGAGAGUAUGGCCGUCUCAGCAUCCAGGGCGCGAUCAUGUCCAAGCGCAAACUGAAGGAGCUCGUGGACAAGAAGAUUGUACGGGGCUGGGAUGACCCCCGCCUCUCCACCCUUAUUGCAGUCCGCCGGAGGGGCGUUCCCCCGGGUGCCAUUCUGGAGUUCGUCAACGAGCUCGGCGUUACCACGACCAACAGCAUCAUCCAAAUGUCGCGAUUCGAGCAGACCAUCCGGCGCUACCUCGAACGGACGGUGCCGAGGCUGAUGCUGGUCCUCGACCCGGUACCUGUUGUGAUCGAAGACGCCGACGAGUUCGAUGGCACCGAGGUCACGUUGCCAUUCUCGCCAAAGAAUCCCGCCAUGGGUGACCACAAGGUCAAGUUCACCAAGACGGUUUAUAUCGACCGAUCCGACUUCCGCGAGGUUGACAGCAAGGACUACUUCCGUCUCGCGCCGGGCAAGACGGUGGGCCUGCUGCAGGCGCCUUUCCCUAUCAAGGCGACCAGCUUCACCAAAGACGAGGCGACCGGAAAGGUGACCGAGAUUCGUGCCGUCUUUGACCGCGAGGUCAAGAAGCCCAAGACCUUCAUCCAGUGGGUUCCCGCCGGUGAGGGUUCGGGAUCUCGCAAGUGCGAGGUGCGCGUCUACAACCGGCUGUUCAAGUCGGAUAACCCAUCCGCUGCCGAGGGCGGCUUCCUCAGCGAUCUCAACCCCGAGAGCGAGAUCGUGUACCCCAACGCCGUGAUCGAAUCUGGCUUUGAUGAAGUCAAGGCGCGGGCACCCUGGCCGGAGGCUGCUGGGGAGGACAAGCGUGGCAAGGGCGGCCCGGAAUCGGUGCGGUUCCAGGGCAUGCGCGUGGCGUACUUCGCCAUGGAUUCCGAUAGCACAGACGACAAGAUUGUGCUCAACCGCAUAGUCUCACUCAAGGAGGACAAGGAGAAGAGCUGAAACUCCGUAGACCUGCGUUUGCUAGCUAGAAAGCGCGUAUCAAUCAUAGACCUCUAGUUGUCCGUGACAUUCCGGUCGUUUCAGUGUCUUAUGGGGAGCACAGCGUAGACGGUUUGGCCGUUGUGUGGCUUAAUGUCCUACCGGUACUGAAACGUACGAAGAGGCCAGCCCUGUCUUUUUUAAUUAUUAAACAGAAUUGGGCAAGCAGUUAGUUUUCAUGAAACACAAGGUAGGCAAACGGAUGUUUGGUCGCUUAGCCGUCCCACAAAGAUUGCUUGCGUGGGUGAAAUAACUGAACGGUACAUUUUCUCAACGUCUCACUUUGGUAGCGGCUCACGAUC
Molecule: messenger RNA, 2527 nt
Organism: Thermothelomyces thermophilus ATCC 42464
Lineage: Eukaryota; Fungi; Ascomycota; Sordariomycetes; Sordariales; Chaetomiaceae
Exons: 6
Coding region: 228-2186 (652 amino acids)
Biological process (GO): translation; glutaminyl-tRNA aminoacylation
Cellular component (GO): cytoplasm; cytosol
Molecular function (GO): ATP binding; glutamine-tRNA ligase activity
Source: RefSeq, a predicted model, not a curated record